This is a messenger RNA of Gorilla gorilla gorilla (western lowland gorilla), 4423 nucleotides long. RefSeq names its product carboxylesterase 3. The coding region runs from base 827 to 2521 and encodes 564 amino acids. The record is from RefSeq and is a predicted model, not a curated record. Lineage: Eukaryota; Metazoa; Chordata; Mammalia; Primates; Hominidae. The transcript is spliced from 13 exons.
GUAUGGCUCUGGACUGGUUUGCCUUUGCUCCCUAGAGAGUUGCCUGCCAAUUCCAACUCCCCAGAGAGCUGCCUCCUAUCUCUAGGAAUUGUCUAGCCUGGGAGAGGCAGUCCUCCAGUCUUAGUCUGUUUGUGUUGUUGUAAAAGAAUACAGGAAGCUGGGUAAUUCACAAAGAAAAGAAGUUUAAUUAGCCCACAGUUCUGCAGGCCAUACAAGAAACAUGGUGCCAGCUGGGCAUGAUGGCUCACACCUGUCAUCCCAGCACUUGGGGAGGCUAAGGUGAAAGGAUUGCUUGAGCCCAGGAGUUUGAGACCAGCCUGGGCAACAUAAUGAGACCCCAUCUCUACUUUUUAAAAAAUAAUUCAGGGCUGGGCAUGAUGGCUCAUGCCUGUAAUCCCAGCACUUUGGGAGCCCCAGGUGGAUGGAUUACUUGAGGUCAGGAGUUCGAGACCAGCCUGGCCAACAUGAUGAAACCCCGUGUCUACUAAAAAUACAAAAAUUAGCCAGGCGUUGUGGUGCACACCUGUAAUCCCAGCUACUUGGGAGGCUGAGGCCCUGGAGUCGCUUGAACCGGGGAGUCAGAGGUUGCAGUGAGCCAAGAUCGUGCCACUGCACUCCAGCUUGGUCAACAGAGCUAGACCCUGUCUCAAACACAAAAAAUAAAAACAAAGAAAUGGGCAAGUGGCUGGCCCCAAGGCACAAGGCCCUAGUGGCAGGCCCGGUCUGGCCUGGAGUGGAGUGGUAGUGACUCUCAGGCAGGCAGGGAGGAGAAAGUUGGGCGUCAACCUAAGACCAGGCUCACCGGCUUGCUGGGAAGGUUACCAAGAUGCUGUGUGGGCCCGAAGUUGCUCAGCCUGAAGUAGACACCACCCUGGGUCGUGUGCGAGGCCGGCAGGUGGGCGUGAAGGGCACAGACCGCCUUGUGAAUGUCUUUCUGGGCAUUCCAUUUGCGCAGCCGCCACUGGGGCCUAACCGGUUCUCAGGCCCACGCCCAGCACAGCCCUGGGAGGGUGUGCGGGAUGCCAGCACUGCGCCCCCAAUGUGCCUACAAGACGUGGAGAGCAUGAACAACAGCAGAUUUGUCCUCAAUGGAAAACAGCAGAUCUUCUCCGUUUCAGAGGACUGCCUGGUCCUCAACAUCUAUAGCCCAGCUGAGGCCCCCGCAGGGUCCGGUAGGCCGGUCAUGGUAUGGGUCCAUGGAGGCGCUCUGAUAACUGGCGCUGCCACCUCCUACGAUGGAUCAGCCCUGGCUGCCUAUGGGGAUGUGGUCGUGGUUACAGUCCAGUACCGCCUUGGGGUCCUUGGCUUCUUCAGCACUGGAGAUGAGCAUGCACCUGGCAACCAGGGCUUCCUAGAUGUGGUAGCUGCUUUGCACUGGGUGCAAGGAAACAUCACCCCCUUCGGGGGUGACCUCAACUGUGUCACUGUCUUUGGUGGAUCUGCCGGUGGGAGCAUCAUCUCUGGCCUGAUCCUGUCCCCAGUGGCUGCAGGGCUGUUCCACAGAGCCAUCACACAGAGUGGGGUCAUCACCACCCCAGGGAUCAUCGACUCUCACCCUUGGCCCCUAGCUCAGAAAAUCGCAAACACCUUGGCCUGCAGCUCCAGCUCCCCAGCUGAGAUGGUGCAGUGCCUUCGGCAGAAGGAAGGAGAAGAGCUGGUCCUUAGCAAGAAGCUGAAAACUACUGUCUAUCCUCUCACCGUUGAUGGCACUGUCUUCCCCAAAAGCCCCAAGGAACUCCUGAAGGAGAAGCCCUUCCACUCUGUGCCCUUCCUCAUGGGUGUCAACAACCAUGAGUUCAGCUGGCUCAUCCCCAGGGGCUGGGGUCUCCUGCAUACAAUGGAGCAGAUGAGCCGGGAGGACAUGCUGGCCAUCUCAACACCCGUCUUGAACAGUCUGGAUGUGCCCCCUGAGAUGAUGCCCACCGUCAUAGAUGAAUACAUAGGAAGCAACUCGGACGCACAAGCCAAAUGCCAGGCGUUCCAGGAAUUCAUGGGUGACGUAUUCAUCAAUGUUCCCACCGUCAGUUUUUCAAGAUACCUUCGAGAUUCUGGAAGCCCUGUCUUUUUCUAUGAGUUCCAGCAUCGACCCAGUUCUUUUGCGAAGAUCAAACCCGCCUGGGUGAAGGCUGAUCAUGGGGCCGAGGGUGCUUUUGUGUUCGGAGGUCCCUUCCUCAUGGACGAGAGCUCCCGCCUGGCCUUUCCAGAGGCCACAGAGGAGGAGAAGCAGCUAAGCCUCACCAUGAUGGCCCAGUGGACCCACUUUGCCCGGACAGGGCGGAACAAUAUCUGGAGAUCAACCCAGUGCCACGGGCCAGACAGAAGUUCAGGGAGGCCCAGAUGCAGUUCUGGUCAGAGACGCUCCCCAGCAAGAUACAACAGUGGUACCAGAAGCAGAAGAACAGGAAGGCCCAGGAGGACCUCUGAGGCCGGGCCUGAACCUUCUUGGCUGGGGCAAACCGCUCUUCAAGUGGUGGCAGAGUCCCAGCAGGGCAGCCCGCCUCUCCCCCUGCUGAGACUUUAAUCUCAACCAGCCCUGCACGGAGUCGUGUUCCUUAAAGCGUCGGCCACUCUGUGACUGGACUUAUGCACUUUUGAAAUGUCAGAAGGCCGCCUCCCACCUCUGGGCCAUUGUACAAGUUCUUCCCUCUCCCUGAAGUGCCUUUCCUGCUUUCUUCGUGGUAGGUUCUAGCACAUUCCUCUAGCUUCCUGGAGGACUCACUCCCCCAGGAAGACUUCCCUGCCUUCUCUGGGCUGUGCGGCCCCGAGUCUGCGUCCAUUAGAGCACAGUCCACCCGAGGCUAGCACCGUGUCUGUGUCUGUCUCCCCCUCAGAGGAGCUCUCUCAAAAUGGGGAUUAGCAUACCCCCACUCUGUCACCCACACCAGGAUCGGGUGGGACCUGGAGCUAGGGGGUGUUUGCUGAGUGAGUGAGUGAAACACAGAAUAUGGGAAUGGCAGCUGCUGAACUUGAACCCAGAGCCUUCAGGUGCCAAAGCCAUACUGAGGCCCCCACCGACAUUGUCCACCCUGGCCAGAAGGGUGCAUCCCAAUGGCAGAGACCUGGGAUGGGAGAAGUCCUGGGGCGCCAGGGGAUCCAGCCUAGACCAGACCUUAGCCCCUGACUAAGGCCUCGGACUAGGGCGGGAGGGGUCUCCUCCUCUCUGCUGCCCAGUCCUGGCCCCUGCACAAGACAACAGAAUCCAUCAGGGCCAUGAGUGUCACCCAGACCUGACCCUCACCAAUUCCAGCCCUGACCCUCAGGACGCUGGAUGCCAGCUCCCAGCCCCAGUGCCGGGUCCUCCCUCCCUUCCUGGCUUGGGGAGACCAGUUUCUGGGGAGCUUCCAAGAGCACCCACCAAGACACAGCAGGACAGGCCAGGGGAGGGCAUCUGGACCAGGGCAUCAGUCGGGCUAUUGUCACAGAGAAGAGACCCACCCACUAGGGCUGCAAAAGGUGAAAAGCACUCAGAGGUUUUCAGAUCGAAGUGAGAGGUGACAGUGUUUUGGCAGCCCUCACAGCCCUCGCUCGCUCUCCGUGCCGCCUCUGCCUGGGCUCCCACUUUGGCAGCACUUGAGGAGCCCUUCAACCCGCCGCUGCACUGUGGGAGCCCCUUUCUGGGCCGGCCAAGGCCGGAGCCAGCUCCCUCAGCUUGCAGGGAGGUGCGGAGGGAGAGGCGCGGGCAGGAACCGGGGCUGCGCGCAGCCCUUGCGGGCCAGAGUGAGUUCCGGGUGGGCGUGGACUCGGCGGGCCCCCCACUCAGAGCAGCUGGCCGGCCCCACCGGCCCCAGGCAGUGAGGGCCUUAGCACCUGGGCCAGCAGCUGCUGUGCUCGAUUUCUCGCCGGGCCUUAGCUGCCUCCCCGCGGGGCAGGGCUCGGGACCUGCAGCCCUCCAUGCCUGACCCUCCCCCCACCCCCCGUGGGCUCCUGUGCGGCCGGAGCCUCCCCAAGGAGCGCCGCCCCCUGCUCCACAGCGCCCAGUCCCAUCGACCACCCAAGGGCUGAGGAGUGCGGGUGCACAGCGCGGGACUGGCAGGCAGCUCCACCUGCUGCCCCAGUGCUGGAUCCACUGGGUGAAGCCAGCUGGGCUCCUGAGUCUGGUGGGGACUUGGAGAAACUUUAUGUCUAGCUAAGGGAUUGUAAAUACACCAAUGGGCACUCUGUAUCUAGCUCAAGGUUUGUAAACUCACCAAUCAGCACCCUGUGUCUAGCUCAGGGUUUGUGAAUGCACCAAUCCACACUGUGUAUCUAGCUAAUCUAGUGGGGAUGUGGAGAACCUUUGUCUCUAGCUCAGGGAUUGUAAAUGCACCAAUCAGCACCCUGUCAAAACAGACCACUUGACUCUCUGUAAAAUGGACCAAUCAGCAGGAUGUGGGUGGGGCGAGAUAAGAGAAUAAAAGCAGGCUGCCUGAGCCAGCAGUGGCAA